AUGGGGUCUCUAUGUGAUCAAUCGGUUGUGGACAAUCAGUUUUGUGCUCCAGAUUGCCCGAAGAACAAAACGUGCAUAAAAUCCAAUGAUGGCACAUAUUCAUGUGAAGGUAAUGAAUGUGCACCGGACACUUGUAAAAACAAUGGCACUUGUAUUUCUGAAAAAGGAGACUUGAAGUGUGUUUGCUUAUCCGGUUUUACCGGAAAAGCAUGUGAAACUGAUGUGAACGAGUGCGAGCCCAAUAGAUGUUUGAAUGGUGGCUCAUGCGAAAACUCAUACGGCAGUUAUAAAUGUCACUGUGCUGAUGGUUUUGAUGGAAAAAAUUGCGAGAAUUCUCUUUCACUAGAUUGUGCUCCCAAUUACUGUAAUAACGGGGGUAGCUGUAACGUUGUUGGCGGAAAGUUUACCUGCGAAUGUCCGGACGGAUAUGAAGGAGAACAAUGUCAAACAUCUGUAGAAAAUCGCGAUUGCAUUUGUGAUAACCCAAAUCAUAUAUGCCAAAAAAUCAACGGAUCUCAAAUUUGUGAUUGUCCUGACCGUCUUACGGGUGACAAAUGUGAUGAAAAAGUGUCAAAGCCAUGCGACAUGGAGCCAUGCUUGAAUGGUGGGCAUUGCGUCGAUGAUGGAGCGAAUCUGUUUACAUGUUUCUGUUUGCCGCACUGGACUGGAGUUUACUGUGGGGAGCCUGUUGAAUGCUUAGUUAAUGGAAGAGAAUGCGAAAAUGGUGGAACUUGUGUAUGGUCACUGGCAAUGACAACAUGCGAAUGUCCUACUAAUUUUACCGGAGAUAAUUGCGAAAAACCAGUAUCUUUCAAAUCUCACCCAACUUGCAACGAUAUCAAAUGCCAAAAUGGCGGAAAAUGCUUGUUAGAUGUUUCCGGUGAGCCCUACUGUGAGUGCCCAAUGGAUUUUGAGCCGCCAUUUUGUGAGCCAAAAUCAGCAUGCAUGCUAAAUCCAUGCAAAAACGAUGGAACAUGUCAGGAUGUUGAUGGUCAGUUUUAUUGCCACUGUUCCCCAGGAUUUACCGGUUUACAAUGCGAAAGUCUAGCAGAAAUACCGACAGAGUCAAGCACAUCGUUUCCAACACUUUCCACUGGAUUCACUGAAUCCGUUUUCACAAAUAAAUCACUAACAUGCGAUGAAUGUGUCUACUCCACAAAAUGUGUUGAAUUGGAACAAACUGCGAUUUGCCUUUGUGAAGAAGGUUAUACGGGCAUGAAAUGUGAUAGAAAACAAUAUGAAUGCCUUUCUCUUCAAUGUUCUGGAAAUUAUGUUUGUCAAACAAACGGUAGCAAAAAUGCCACUUGUGUAUGCCCAAUUGGAACAUAUGGCGAAAACUGUGCGCAAGUAUCGUCGGCAACGUUUUCAUCAUCUAGUAUUUUCAUUCAUCACAGCAGUAAACUCUCUCUUGGAUCUUCAAAUGACGAAGAUUCCUCAUACUCGCUUGAAUUCUCGUUUCGAACAACCGUGGGCGAUACUCAUUUAGCGAGUAGUGAAAACAUACUUGGAGAGAAAAUUUUGUCAAUUUCACUUGUAUCUGGACGUCUUCAUAUCAAUACAACUAGUGAACUCCUCAAUAACAUUGUGCCAAUUGAUCUAAACGAUGCUCAUUGGUACACAUUGACGGUUCAUUGCGAAAAUGAUGAAAUGGAGAUUAAGCUUUUCAGCUCUGAUGGAACAUUAAUUUAUUCCAAAAAGAGUUUUUUCAAUUUUGAAGUUUUCCUUACGAGAUUUGGAAAGAUAUCAAAUUCCGACCAUUUCAUUGGUUGCCUUGCUGAUGUCCGUAUUGAUAAUGAACUUGUGAUUUUCACUGAAAGCAAAAAGGCUAUUGAUAUUCGCAAAGGAUGCUCUCGAAACGAACAAUGUUCGAGGGAUUAUUGCCAGAAUGGCGGCAUAUGUGUCGAUAAUUGGGAGAAUUCAAGUUGCAAAUGCGAGCCGCCGUAUUUGAAACCAAAUUGCGCGUUCGCUCUACCGGAAAUCACGUUCGGGCACACCGGCACGCCGUCCAUUGUGCGAUUAAGCACAAGUGAAUCGGAAGGACACCUGCUCCAUGACGAAAUCGCAUUGAGCUUCUUAAUGGCCACACGCAAAUCGGAUGCCUUCUUAUUUUACAUCGGAGAAAAACAAAACAAAGCAGAUGGUGCAACAAACUAUUGCACUGUUCAUUUGAGGGACGGAAAAAUUAUUGUAAAAGCGAGAAAUGGUGGUAGAAAAGAAAUACAGAUUUCUUCGAAAAAUCGCAUUGAUGAUAAUAAAGUUCAUUACGUUCAAAUCAUUCUGAAUCGUAAAAAGAGACAAAUUUUCUUGGACAAACUUCUCGAAUAUAGCGAAGAUUUUAAUAACCGUAUAUAUCAAGAAUUCAUUUCUGAGGAAAUCCUUAUAGGCUCAAUGAACUCCAGUGCUGAAGAUUACUUUAAAGGAUUCCUCCAAGAUAUUCAACUCAAUGGAAAAUCAAUAAUAAUUCAAAAAACAAACCAAGCUAUUGAUUCAAUUGGCUCGGUUGAAUCAACAUCAAAUAUAAUGAGAGGGGCUGUUUCUGAUCCAAUCUGUAGAGAUUCACUGUGCAAGAAUGGACAAUGUGUAGAGACAUUUAAUGAUUACUAUUGUGAAUGUUCGGAAGGAUUCACUGGAACCAACUGUGACAAAACUGAUUAUUGCUUAUCGGCUAAAUGUUUACCUGGUGGACAAUGCCAGAAUACUGAUACAAGUUAUUAUUGCUCGUAUCCGGUUACAAUAUCGGAAAAGAGUAAAAUUCGCUAUCAACUUGUUACGCCUAACGUGGAAGAAAUUUCGUUCGCAAUUCGAACACAUUCAGAGAAUGGAUAUAUUUUCACAUUUUCAAAUGGAAAUGAUGAGAUGAAAGUGAUGAUUGUUCGAAAAUAUCUUGUUGUUUUUAACAAAAGUGGAGCACAAUUCAACAAAACGAUUAGCGAUGGUAAAUGGCAUCAAAUCCAUAUCAGACCAUUCAAACUUACUAUUGAUGACCAAAGUUUCGUUUCUCAUACGGAAUUGAUCACUGUCAAAAAUGGUAACUCGACUCUCUUCGUUGGAGAUCAUUCAGAAGACUCCCUUCAUGCAUGUCUUGAUAACUUUAAAAUUGGAAACAUGCCAAGGCUUCCAUUUACUAAACAAUCAAACAAUCAUGCAAUUUUGAUGGAGAAGGAAAAUGUUGGUACUGGAUGCGUUUCUUCGGAACAAUGCGGAUUGUUUUCAACUUGCUUAAAUGGAGCUACUUGUGUCGACUUGUGGAAUAGGAGGAAAUGCAUAUGUGCGGAUGGUUUCACAGGAGAGAAUUGCGAAGUCAAUAUAAACGAAUGCAAGUACAUUGAUUGUGGAAAUCACGGUUAUUGCACUGAUGGAAUUGACGGCGCAACAUGUAAUUGUAAUGAAGGAUAUUCUGGAAGCUUUUGCGAAAUUUUAACUGACCCAUGUGAAGGAAUAAUUUGUCAUAAUGGUGGAAAAUGUGAGAAACAUAACGAAAAUGUUGCAUGCAAAUGUGAAGAUAACUGGAUGGGAGAAUUCUGUAAUGUAACGGCAACAACGAGAUGUGAAGAUUCGCCAUGUCGGAAUUCCGGAAAAUGCAUUCAAUCUAACGAUAAAAAUUUCAUUUGUGUAUGCGAGGAUGGAUUCAGUGGAACUCUUUGCGAGAAAAAACUAAAAAAUGAUUGUGAUCAUCAUGUUUGUAACAAUGGGCAUUGUGUCAUAACGAUCAGCGGUCCCGCUUGCCAAUGCGACUUUGGAUAUUCAGGAAGAUUUUGUGAAAAAUUGUUGAAUAGUUGCACUGCUAAAACAUGCAGCUCCCGAGGAUCAUGCACAUCGGUAUGGAAUGGCACAAUUUGCGAUUGUGAAAAGAAUUGGAGAGGUCCACAUUGUCAAUAUCCACCAAAUAUCUGCACAGAAUUCCCUUGUGAAAACGAUGGAGUCUGUUCUUUAAAUGAUGAUAACACGUUUAGGUGUCAUUGCCAAAAAUACUAUCUAGGUGAUAAAUGCGAACACGAAGGUAGUUGUUUGCGAGCAAAAUGUGUACACGGAGAAUGCAUUCAACAUACUCCAGAGAAACACACAUGUAGCUGCAAUGUUGGUUAUGAAGGAGACACUUGCAAUAAACGAAUUGAUUAUUGCAAAUCAUCCCCGUGUAUGAACAAUGGAUCUUGUGAAAACAUGCUAACCGGAUUCAAAUGUAACUGUCCCAUAGGAUUUGUAGGAGAAAACUGUCAAAUUGAUAUUGACGAAUGCGCUUUCGGAUUCUGUGGAAAUGGAGCAAAGUGUCGGGAUCGAGUUAAUGAUUACGAUUGUAUUUGCGAUGGAACUGGAUAUGAAGGAAAAAAUUGCACUAUCGACAUAAAUGAAUGUAGCGAUCCUAGAAAUUGCAUAAAUGGAGUUUGCACGAAUAUGCCUGGAAGCUACAAAUGUUCCUGCAAUUCAGGUUAUAUUGGAGAUAGAUGCUCGAUGGAAGAUCCAUGCCAGAAAUUUACGAACACGAAUAUCUCUGCAGCAAAAUGUGUUCAUGGAAAAUGUGUAAAUCCGUCCGUAAUUAUCACCAAUAAUAAAGAAGUUGCCAAAUACGAAUGUGUUUGUGAUCGUGGAUAUACUGGACCCGUUUGUUCAUCAAGGAUAAAGGAAAAAUCAAUGACAAAUAUUGGAUAUUUGUUUGGGCCAAUCGUUGCAAUUGGAAUAGUAUUAAUAAUUCUUGGUUGUCUAUUACUAAUAUUUGUAAUAAGAGGCAACAACGCAAUGCAUGGACAUUACAGUCCAAGUUCCCAUGAGUUUACGCAAAGUCGCAUGCCUAUGCCGACUGUAAUAAAAUUACCACCUCAAGAACGGCUCAUUUAA
Caenorhabditis bovis is the source of this 4833-nucleotide messenger RNA. The record is from the annotation of a GenBank genome assembly. Lineage: Eukaryota; Metazoa; Nematoda; Chromadorea; Rhabditida; Rhabditidae.